Molecule: messenger RNA, 583 nt
Organism: Hibiscus syriacus
Lineage: Eukaryota; Viridiplantae; Streptophyta; Magnoliopsida; Malvales; Malvaceae
Product: gibberellin-regulated protein 1-like
Exons: 4
Coding region: 1-456 (151 amino acids)
Source: RefSeq, a predicted model, not a curated record
AUGUAUUCUCAUUAUUCUUCACAUGACUUAACAUCGACGUUGAAACACGUAAGGGAAUUAAUGAUCCAUCAGUCUGAUAGCUUCUUUCCUUUUAAGGCUAUAACUUUGUCAUCGCACUCACAAACUCUUAGUUUUACAAAUUGCGAUGGCCAUCUCCAAAACCCUUUUGGCUUCCCUUCUUCUUUCUCUACUUUACUUCGCCUUGCUGAUUCGUCUGAUACAAAGGUGGUCAAGAACCCGGUGGAGAAUUCUGUGAUCAGUGAUGGAAAAAUAGAUUGUGGUAAAGCUUGUGCCGAGAGAUGCAAGUUAUCGUCGAGGCCGAACCUAUGCAAAAGGGCAUGUGGAACAUGCUGUUCUCGAUGCAGCUGUGUUCCUCCUGGCACCUAUAACAACUAUGAUGCGUGUCCUUGCUACCGUGAUAUGACCACCCAUGGCGGUAGACAUAAAUGCCCAUAGACCAUCGAUACAAUAAGUAUAUAGUAAAUUAUAUAAUAAGAUUGUGAUGGCAAUAAUCAAUCGCAGUGUAAAAAGACAUGGUUGUAACUACUUGUUUCAGCUUUAAUUAUAGUGAAGUACUCGGAGU